Molecule: messenger RNA, 6205 nt
Organism: Zalophus californianus (California sea lion)
Lineage: Eukaryota; Metazoa; Chordata; Mammalia; Carnivora; Otariidae
Gene: KCTD12
Product: potassium channel tetramerization domain containing 12
Exons: 1
Coding region: 166-1149 (327 amino acids)
Biological process (GO): regulation of G protein-coupled receptor signaling pathway; protein homooligomerization
Cellular component (GO): postsynaptic membrane; presynaptic membrane
Molecular function (GO): protein binding
Source: RefSeq, a predicted model, not a curated record
GGGUGAGGCGGGCUGAGCGCACCGGGGUUCUCGGGGGCUCUGCGCGGCUCGCGGCGGCGGCGGCGGCCGGAGCGCGGGGCUGAGCCAGCGUCCGAGAAAGGCGGCGGCGGCUUCGGCGCGCGGCCCCGCUCCCUCCCACCACCCCAGACCGGCCACCUCUUUGCCAUGGCUCUGGCGGACAGCACACGUGGAUUACCCAACGGGGGCGGCGGCGGGGGUGGCAGCGGCUCGUCGUCCUCCUCUGCGGAGCCGCCGCUCUUCCCCGAUAUCGUGGAGCUGAACGUGGGGGGCCAGGUGUAUGUGACCCGGCGCUGCACGGUGGUGUCGGUGCCCGACUCGCUGCUCUGGCGCAUGUUCACGCAGCAGCAGCCGCAGGAGCUGGCCCGGGACAGCAAAGGCCGCUUCUUUCUGGACCGAGACGGCUUCCUCUUCCGCUACAUCCUGGAUUACCUGCGGGACUUGCAGCUUGUGCUGCCCGACUAUUUCCCCGAGCGUAGCCGGCUGCAGCGCGAGGCCGAGUACUUCGAGCUGCCCGAGCUCGUGCGCCGCCUCGGGGCGCCCCAGCAGCCCGGCCCCGGGCCGCCGCCGCCGCACUCGCGGCGCGGGGUGCAGAAGGAGGGCUCGCUGGGCGACGAGCUGCUGCCGCUCGGCUACGCGGAGCCCGAGCAGCAAGAGGGCUCGUCGGCCGGGGCGCCGUCGCCCACGCUGGAGCUGGCUAGCCGCAGCCCGUCCGGGGGUGCGGCGGGCCCGCUGCUCACGCCGUCCCAGUCGUUGGACGGCAGCCGGCGCUCCGGCUACAUCACCAUCGGCUACCGCGGCUCCUACACUAUCGGGCGGGACGCGCAGGCGGACGCCAAGUUCCGGCGAGUGGCACGCAUCACCGUGUGCGGCAAGACGUCGCUGGCCAAGGAGGUGUUCGGCGACACCCUGAAUGAGAGCCGGGAUCCGGACCGGCCUCCCGAGCGCUACACUUCUCGCUAUUACCUCAAGUUCAACUUCCUGGAGCAGGCCUUCGACAAGCUGUCCGAGUCGGGCUUUCACAUGGUGGCGUGCAGUUCCACGGGCACCUGCGCCUUCGCCAGCAGCACCGACCAGAGCGAGGACAAGAUCUGGACCAGCUACACGGAGUACGUCUUCUGCAGGGAGUGAGCUCCCCAGACCCCCUCGCGGCUCCAGCUCUCCCAUUCCCCUCCUUCCUGCCAAGGAGAGGAUUAUAGAUCUCCCCUCCUAUCCCACGCCUUUCCAUUCCCCUGCCUCCCAGCUUUAGUAGCUGGGCCAGGCCCACUCACCCCGCCCCCCCACUUGAGAACCUGCAGCCGCAGAUCCUCUCGGCUUCUUCGUCUUUUUUGGACCCCGCUAACCGAGAGAGCCUAGAUGCCCCCCCCCCCAUUGCUUCCUCUGUCCCCUGACUCACACCACCCCUCCCUUGAAUUGUCCUUCAGUCUGGAUCUAAUGGGGGCAGUGUGGCCACAAAGUUACCAAGUACCUGGGGAUGGCAGAAUUGUUCAGAACCUGAUUGGACCCUGUCCAGUGUGUAGAAGAUUGAAAUCCCAAGCCCUUUUGACUCAUUCGAGGCUUAAGAGAUCAGAAUUGAGAACACUGGGAAUAGUGUUUUAAAAGGUCAUUAUGUAACCUUUUGACCCUUUUUAAAGGUAGAGUUUUAGAGGGCUGGAUGGAAGACUCUGGACCUGGAAUUAGGAUCCCGUGGAGGCAGGUCAGUGACUACAAAAUGACUAAAGUUUUGACAAGUUACAGGUAGAAGUAGGAAAAGAAUCUAGUGCUGGCACAAUGAAGGAUCCUAUCUCUUCCGUGCACAAUGAAAGAUCUUCGCCUGUGGCUUAAACUUGUAUAAAGUCACUCUCCUGCGUUAGGAGGCAUCCUUUCUCCUUGGCUCCAGCGCUUGAUGCGCUUAGUUCGACUGGUCGACAUGGCCGCCCUUCCUGGCGGGAGGGAGCAAGAGUGCUGACGCCGGAAGGGCCAGACAGCCCAGGUCACCAAGCACUGCGGGAAGUCACCUGGCCGUGACUGUAAACGGAGCUGGGGAGUAGUAAUGCACGUCGUGGGUAUUAAGAAAGCCCAUAUUCUUGCAGUGAAUGGCAGUAGGACCUUAGCUCAUAAGACUUGGGGGGGUGGGAUGGGGAGGGAGGAAGGAGGGGUGAAGGGGUGGGAAGGGAGGAGCAGACACAUUCAUUUAUUAUUUGAAAGGUGGAAGUUUGUGCCAUCCGUUCGAGUACACGCACAUUUAAAAAAAUAGUACACACAAACAUGCAAAGCAUUUUAUAAAGAUUAAUAACAGAUCCACUCUUAUCUGGCAGUUUAAUGAACUAACUGUUUUGAGUCGAAACUUAGAAGUUGCUGAUACUUACAUAACCAAAGAGUUACCCAGUAGUUUUUGAACUUUAGUUUCGUUUUUUUUUUAAACUUUAUUUUCUUGUUGAUUAUAAAUCCUGAUUUUAAGAUGUAUUAACAAGCAAAAUCUGUUUGAUUUUGGUUAAACUUAAGAUCUCUUCUUAAAAAUCCGUAUUUUCUUCAAACCCAGCCAGUGUUGACUUCUGGGCAAACCCCGAAAUCCUGAAAAUGCCCUUUCUUUCCUGCAGAUGGUUUAAAAUGAAGGUGGAAUCUUUUUGGGUGACAGCAGCAGAGCCAUAGAAGCACCAAGGGCUGCCCAUCUGUAGGUAGUUGUACAAUGACAUGUUUUUAGACGAAGGUGAAAAAGUACUUACAAGUGGGCCGAGCAAUAAAAUAGUGUUUUAGGUAAAUGCAAGAGAAACAGAAGGAGACCUGGUUGCCUUAUACCUUUACUCUAACAUGGAAUAAAUUCCCACUGCAUAUCCUGUCUACACCUUAGGUGAAGGGAAGUAAAUCCUUGUCUUUCAUGCUGUGUGGCUCCUUUGGAUAUUCUGUGAUGACGGAGAAGCCUUUCCUUUUUCAUUGGUUUAGUAGUUUCUCUGAAGUAUGUUUUUAAAGAUUUUGUAAGAGUCGUUUUCAGUGUUCAAAUUAGUGCUAUUUUUCUUCUUUUUAAAAAUGAAUCUUGUACUGUAUCUUACUAUGUCCAUAACAGAUACUAAGAAUUGGAACAGUUUUAUUCUUAGAUUCAUGUGAUCCAAUCUGUAUAUACCAUAUAUAAACAUUUUACACGAAUCAUUUAGUUUUUUAAUUCAUUUACUAAUGCUAAAAGAUUUCCUAUAUUUACCCCCAGUAACGUGCAUCAGAUGGUGUAUAUACUAAAGCAACAUGUUUUCAUGAGUUUCUUAGAUCUUUGUCUCUGGGGACACCGGGUUAGGAAAAAAUACAUAGUUUUAAAACUGAGUUUGCUCCAUACUUUUUUCCUGGCUAUUAGUUAUGUACUAAUAAUGUGUCCAUUAACUGUCCACUUAAGAUCGAGGUACCUGUAUUUUUAACCCACUAAUUCUAUUUUUUUUUAAUUGGUAAACAAAGAUUUGAAGUCUUUUCAUUGGAGUUACAUUUUUAGAAAGGUAAAGUUAGCUUUAUGUAUGAAGACUGUAAUUGUAAGAGAAAUGGAAGCAGAAAUCCAGGAAGUUGGGUGUGUUCUCAGAGUAGGUGAUGCAACAGAGCUUAUCUCUGUUCCAAGCCUGAAAUGAUUUAGCAAAGUCGCUUUCUGGACAAAACAGUGCCACAGAGAUUUCUCCAUGCUAUAUGGUGUUCUCUUAGAUUGUGAGACAAAAAACACAUACUUGAGAACAUUUUAGGACAGAUCAAAUCCACUGACAGAUGGCAAGACUCUGGGAUUCUGAUUUUCCCUGUUAAAUCUGCACAGCUCCGGGAGUCAUGGGAAACUGCUGAAGUUUUGUUUGUGCCACUCAAGUCUUAAUGAAUUUUAUCUCGUAAAACUUUGAGUUGAGCUGUUCCACUUCAUUGGGCAUACGGAUCUUAACUUCCCCACACACCCUGGCUUCCCUGCAGUGCUCCCCUACCCCUUUCAUCCCGUCAAAGACUGGGAAUUUAAAUGGUUAGAGACCUAAACUGACUUCUGUUCCUAGGGAUGACUGUCCACUCUAAGGUUGGCUGUCGAAAAAUGAAAAUACUCUACUUUUAGCCCAAAGUAAAGGCUGGGUAGGAAACUCAUUCUAUGCUGGGUGGAUCCUAUAACUGUGGUGAGGUGACUUAGCAUAGGUGCUUUGGGGUUCCCUCUCUUCCAUGUGCCGUGGGCCACAGAAGGACCCUUGGUAGUCUACAAAGUGGGCUGGAGUGUCGGUGGUCACCUCUGAGCUUGGAUGGGAUAUCGAGGGUCCAUACGAGUAAGCCCUCCAAAGAUACCAUUCAAAUAACCUGGGAGAAUGUUAUAAAUGAUUCAGAUAAUUAUGACUGCAGGAAGCUGACCCAGUGUAGUGUGCAUUUACCAUGGCUUUAAUGACUAUUUUGUUCAUAAGUACCAGGGAGUGACAUGAGAUUUAACAAAUUUCAUUAAAAAAAAAAAGAAUUGUUGACAGUGGUGGUUAAAAACACAGGUACCAUGCUCAGUGCUUUUGCACCAGGUAUUGGAUAAGUCGCCUGUUUUUUAAUACAUGUAGACCAUGAACCAUAGUCAGUCUAAUUUUUCAAAUUGUACGUUGUAGAAAAUACUCCUUGGAGGUGUGAGACUUAGACAUUUUUUUUCCCUUUCAGUACUGUUUUUAUUCUUGUGUUUCUUUUUUUGUGGUGAUGGUGGUGGUGGUUUUUUGUUUUGUUUUGUUUUGUUUUUGGCAUUGAUAGCAAAGUGAAAAUUUGUAAUACUAGCCAAAUUGUCUUCUCUUUCAAACCAGAUCCAUAUAUGGGGCCUGUUAUUUCUCUGAGGAAAUGCAUAAUCUGAAUUCUCAGACAAAAAUGGGCGACUGGCAAUGCUCAUAACAUAUUCAAUUUUUAUUGGACUUUUCCAUGGAGUGUUACUACAUUGAAGCCAUGUAAGGUGAAGCUUUGGUAAUUUUUUACUUUUUAAAUUAUGGUAAAUUCUAAUCUAAUAUUCAAAACAUUUUGUACUCCACAUGAAAAAUGCUAAAUUAUGGUGCAAGAUUUUAGAAAAGUAUUGACUGGAGGGGUUGAAUUCUGUAAGAAUUUCUUUUAUAGUCUCAAUCAUAAGUACUUUACUCAAUUGACUUAAAUUUCUAAAAUAGUAAACUGAAUAUUUUUUAUUGUAAACUUAGCAGAGUAAAUCCUUUGGAAUUUCUUUUGUUUUUUCCUUAUGAUAACUCAUUUAAAAACUGAAUUAGUUUUCUUAGAUGACGUAAGUCUGUCUUUUGAGAAUAAAUAAAAUACUCUUGGGUUUUCAGUGGCUAUAGUACCUUAUGCAGGGUUUCCUAGAGCCAGAAACAAGUUAUGUUGAAGUUAACUUUUCUUUGUCACAAUUUUGGACAAUAAAAAUCUUAAAGAUCUUUGAAUUUGAAGAUUUAGAUUCUCUACUGGGGACCUUGAAACUUAGAUGGAAGAAAUCCAAGCAGACAAUUUACACUAGAGUUUAAUCUUGUGUGGUAGGAUGAUGAAUAGUUGAUCAAGAAUCCUUGUCACCUUAUACAUUUUGUGUUUUAUUUCCCCACAGGCCAAGUUUUUUUGUAUUUUAAAUGUAUUUUGAGGUAUGUGAGCAUUAAUUGUAAUGUAAACUAUUAUACAACUGUCUUCGUGACUUUAUAGGCAAGUGAAUUUUGCCAUUAUGAGUACAAAUGAUAAUUCGUUUGUGAUCACUUACCCAUCAUUAGUGACAUUUAAUGACGAAAGUUUAAGACGUCCAUUGUGGAUGUUAAUUUUAAAGACAUAAAUUAUAUGUUAUUUAAAUUUUUCCCUACAUAUGAAAAACUCUUAUCUGCCAAACAAUCUAAGAUUUCCACAGAGCUCCCCAGGAUUAUGCAAUUGUUAAAAACAUUAUAUGCUAAGUGAUAUGUAUCACUGAACCAUUUUCUCAAAGUAGAAGGGGAAGGGAAAAAAAUCAUAACGAUUAUCAGACUUUUCUAAUGAAACAGAAAGCCAAGAAAAAAAACCCCCCUCUGUAUUUUAAAAAAGACAAUUCAGACGAGCCCAAACUUUAAGUGAGAAUUUCUUCAACCAUCCAAAUGCUCUAGAGAUUUUUGUUCUCCCUGUUCACAACCAGUUGUAUAAUAGACCUACUUGAUACUGUUUUCCUCCCUGUGUGUGAAGUAAUGAAUCAUUGAUUAUGUGACUUGUUAUGUAUUCUAUUAAACACUAGAGAAUAAAACAUUCACUCCUUUAAUUAUUC